Carassius gibelio (silver crucian carp) is the source of this 4245-nucleotide messenger RNA. RefSeq names its product endothelin-converting enzyme-like 1. Bases 391 to 2826 code for a protein of 811 amino acids. The record is from RefSeq and is a predicted model, not a curated record. Lineage: Eukaryota; Metazoa; Chordata; Actinopteri; Cypriniformes; Cyprinidae. Gene Ontology annotation, molecular function: metalloendopeptidase activity. The transcript is spliced from 19 exons. Gene Ontology annotation, biological process: protein processing. Gene Ontology annotation, cellular component: plasma membrane.
CACUCGCAUAACACACUGGCACACAAGAGCGCGCGCGCGUGCGUGCGUAUCCAAGCCCUCCGCGCGCGGUGGAGAGACCAGUGCGGUCCCGCGCGCUGUCAUUUCAGGACUGCUUGUGCUCUAUCAAACUCUCUCUCUCUCACACACACAUACACACAGACACACACACACACAUGCACUAGAGCACGGGCGCGCGCGCACACACACUGGCGUGGCGGAACGCGCUGCUGUCGCGCAGUGAUUCUCUUCGCGUCUCCGGGACUUUUUAGCUCUCUGUCUUCUCCAGCAGGUCAUACUGAGAAAUAAAGCAGUCUGACCCAAGAGUUGAAAGGGUCAAAGGUCAUGACCUUACUUUGAUCCCAGAUCCCUCUCUUCCGCUCUGGUGACCUCAUGUUCCACACGUUCCCUAACAAAUCGCGGGCGCAGACGUCAGUCAGCAUGGAGAAGACGUAUUCGCUCACGGCGCAUUACGACGACUUCCAGGAGAUCAAGCAGGGCAGUCGUUACAGCAGCAGCACGCUGAGUAACGGCAUGAGUCUGCAUCUGGGCGGAUCCCUGGACCGUGGCAGCCGUGGCCGGAGUGGGCGGGACAAAUGUGUGGGCGUGGCUGGGGGUGGAGCUGGGGGCGGGGCUCCGGCUCGCUGGAGCCGGCGUGAAAUCUGCCUGCUCUCUGCGUUAGUUUUCGCAGCGGGGAUGUGCGUGAUUCUCGGAUGCAUGCUGGCACUGAAGUUUCUGUCACUGGAAGCACAGGAUUCUCAUUGUCGUCAGGAUUGUAUGAAGCGGCGUUCGUUGCUACGGGCCGCACGCUUCGUCCAGGGGAACGUCGACCCGAGCGUCCAGCCUUGUUACGACUUCUACAGCUUUGCUUGCGGCGGGUGGCUCCGCAGACAUGGAAUACCGGAGGAUAAACUUAGCUACGGGAUCAUCACCGCCAUCGGAGAACAGAACCAGGAGAAGCUGCAGCGCCUCCUACAGGCGCCGGUGCAGAGGAACGAGCCGGACAGUGCCGAGAGAAAGGUUAAAGAAUUUUAUCGCUCAUGUAUCAACAUGAAGGAAAUUGAUCGCCUGGGGGCGGAGCCUAUGACAGAGGUGAUUGACAGCUGCGGUGGGUGGGACCUGUCCGGAGCUCCUCCCGGAGGGGCGGGGUGGGACAGUGGCUCCGCCCCCGUGAGGCCAGAUUUUAAUGAGAUGCUGUUUAAGACGCAGGGAGUUUACAGCACAUCCGUUUUCUUUUCACUCACCGUCAGCGUGGACGAUAAAAACUCGUCACGCAACGCCAUACGGAUCGAUCAGGAGGGUUUGACUCUGCCGGAAAGGACUCUGUAUCUGGGACAAGAUGAAGACAGUGUGAAGAUUCUGGCAUCUUAUAAGGCACUGAUGGAAAGAUUGCUGAGCAUGCUGGGAGCUCACAACGCCACGCUGAAAUCUCGAGAGAUUCUGGAUCUGGAAACGAGACUGGCAAACAUCACUGUGACUGAAUAUGAUGACCAAAGAAAGGACAUCAGCAGCAUGUACAACCGGAUAACACUGAAACAACUGCAGAAAAUGGCUCCAAGUUUCCACUGGAAGCGUUUGUUGGACCGGAUCUUCAGUGAUAAUUUCUCUGAUGAAGAGGAGAUCAUAGUUUUGGCCACUGAUUACAUGCAGACAGUGUCGGACAUCAUUAAAACCACGUCUAAACGGGUUCUUCAUAACUACAUGUUGUGGCGUAUCGUGGCGGCGCUGAGCGAGCAUCUCUCCACGGCGUUUCGCAGCACGAUUCAUGAGUUCUCGCGCGAGGUCGACGGAGGCGAGCGUCAGCUGGAUCUGGAGCGGCUGUGUCUCAAUCAGGCCAACAAACACUUCGGCAUGGCCCUCGGCGCGCUCUUCGUCCAGCAGCACUUCUCCUCCUCCAGCAGAGCCAAGGUGCAGGAGCUGGUGGAGGACAUCAAACACUCGUUAGAUCAGAGACUGCAGGAGCUCGACUGGAUGGAUGAAGAAACCCGAGGCGCUGCCCGAGCGAAGCUGCAGCACAUGAUGGUUAUGACCGGUUAUCCUGACUUCCUGUUAAAUCCUGAGCUCGUAGACGAGGAGUACGGGUUUGAUGUGAACGAGAAAACAUACUUCAGGAACGUCCUCAACAGCAUCAAGUACAACAUCAAGCUCUCCGUCAAAAAGAUCCAACGAGAGGUGGACAAGACCACGUGGCUUCUUCCACCACAGGCUUUAAAUGCGUAUUACCUGCCAAACAAAAACCAGAUGGUUUUCCCUGCAGGAAUUCUCCAGCCGACUCUCUACGAUCCGGAAUUCCCUCAGUCACUGAACUACGGAGGAAUCGGAGCGAUCAUCGGUCACGAGCUCACACACGGAUACGACGACUGGGGUGGGCAGUACGAUCGCUAUGGCAACCUGAAGCAGUGGUGGACUGAAGAGUCGUACAGGAAGUUUCAGAAGAAGGCGGAGUGUAUCGUCAAACUGUACGACAACUUCACUGUGUACAACCAGAGGGUUAACGGGCGUCAGACGCUGGGUGAGAACAUCGCUGAUCUCGGCGGACUCAAGUUGUCUUUUUAUGCGUAUCAGAAGUGGGUUCGUGAACACGGACCGGAGCGUCCUCUGCCCGGACUCAAAUACACACACGAGCAGCUCUUCUUCAUCGCGUUUGCUCAGAACUGGUGCAUGAAGAGACGGUCGCAGUCGAUUUACCUGCAGCUGCUGACGGAUAAACACGCUCCUGAACAUUACAGGGUGAUCGGCAGCGUGUCUCAGUUCGAGGAGUUCGGCCGUGUGUUUCACUGUCCCAGAGGGUCGCCCAUGCAUCCGGUCAACAAAUGUGCCGUCUGGUGACCUUUGACCCCUGAGCGUCUCCUCAUCGCCCUCAUCUCCCUGAUGAACCGCCCCGAGCUGCUCCGACGCCGUUUGAUGUUUACAGCACUUGAAGAGUGAUCAGAAAUCAUUAGAAGAAUGGCAUCUACGCUAAUAUUAGUCUGUUUCUCUCUUAUUCCGAGAUAGUUCACACGGAUCUUUCUUUGAAAUGUUUAUUUUUAUACUCGGAUGCAGAGAAUCAGCUGUGACUGUGAGGAUGAGCUGCAUGUUGAUGUUUUGAUAUGACGUGUUUCGUCAGACAUGUUUCGUGUUUUUUAAGUUUAAAGUUUUCAGAGGAUCAACAUCAAAUACAGUGAUUUUACGUUGCCCCUGUGUGUCGAUAUUGUGGAAACCUGUGUCUGCCUUUGAAAAAAUAUGUAUAAAAUGUAAUUACAACUUUUUAAUCUCACAGUAACGCCUUUUUUCUCCAAAUUGCAAGUUUAUAUCUUGCAAUUCCAAGUCACAUACUCACAGCUCAGAUUUUUCUUACAAUUCAGACAUUUUUCUCAGAAUUCAAAUUUUUUUCGCAGUUUAGAAUUUUUCUCAUAAUGCAGACUUUCUCGCAAAUCAGAUUUUUUUUCUUUUGACUUUUGACUUUUUUCUUGCAAUUCUGUUUUUUUUUCAAGACAGGAUAAAAAAAGGUGAUUGUGACUUUUUUUUUUGCAUGUAAUUUGGAUUUAGCUUCUCAUAAUCCCAAGUUUACAGUAUGUCUCACAAUUCUGAGAACUGAGCAAGAAAAAAGUCUAAAUUGUGAGAUAUAAACUCAGAAUUGCUAGGAAAAAAGUCACCUUUUUGAUUUCGUUAUUCCAUGGUGGAAAUAAGCUUCCUGUAUGAUUCUGUGCUGAGCUUUUCUCAAGGUGUAUUUUUAACUCUCACUCAUGUAUCUCGUCCCAAUCAGAAACCGAAAGACUUUGUCUUAUUCAGCACCUCAGAUGCAUCAUGUUUCACCUUUAUUUAAUUUUUUCCCCACUCAGGACAGAGACCCCAUGGCAUUCUGGGAGAAUAAGCAGGAUAUUUGAGACAGAUGAUGACUUAUUUUGAGAUAAAAAUAAGAGCUAUGUUCCUGAUGUGUUAUGUCCUGUGAUCUUCAGAACUGACUUUUUAGUGAUGCACCUAACCCAACAUUUCUGUCAGAUUCAAACAAACAUUUAUGCCACUGAAAUGAUCAUGGGUUGUUAUUAUUAUUAUUAUUAUUAAAAAACUUUAAUUUUGUAUAAAGUUUUUGCCCAUGAAAGAGUAACUUUGUACAGAUGAAUUAUAUGAAAGUAAAAAAAAAAGUACAGGUUAAAUAAAGCAUGUUUGCUGUUAAAACAGGACUUUCCUCAGUGUUCAAUGAAGAGCUGGAAAAUGCUGAAUUCUUCAUAAUCCAUGUUUGGAAUAAAACAAAGUCAUAUGCAAAAA